AUGAUUCCGCCUGAGUUGGCUGGCUCUGAUGAAACGAUGCGAUGUUUUACUGCUACACUCAACGCAAUCAUGCAGAAACGACUUGAAAUCAUCAGUGAUGAUCAUGGAACAUGUUGUCUGGCCUCAGGGCUUUGCACUGUUCAUUCGAAUCGUAUCUACAAGGCUGCGGAGAGUUUUGUGAAAGUUGUUGAACAGAUGUUUGAAUCUGAGAUUCUUACUGCAACUUUUGCAAAAAUGAGCUUUAUGAGCAAUGUGUCCAGUGAAGAUGUUCCGAAGAAAAUAUCCAAGGCAGCAGCAGUUGCAAACGGUGGAAAAUCUGCAGGUGUGGGCUAGCU
Strongylus vulgaris is the source of this 335-nucleotide messenger RNA. The record is from the annotation of a GenBank genome assembly. Lineage: Eukaryota; Metazoa; Nematoda; Chromadorea; Rhabditida; Strongylidae.